GAGACUUUUGCAACUAUGUUUAGUUUGGUUGAUGAUAUCUAUCGUAACAUCGAAUGAUCUAAAGGAUCUGCUCGAAGAUAGCAUAACACCACGGUCCACUACUACCUAUACUUCAACAUUAACACAGACCACACCAAGAACAUUAAUAAUGAAUAAAUCAUCAGGAAAUAUGUUAGUACCACAUCCUCCACCAGCCAUUAAAACGAAUUUGAAAUAUUUUAAUAAAAGCUCACCAAAGAAACGCAAAGCCGAAGAAGUUUCAUCGAUACCGAUAGGUGAUGAUAAUACUGAAUGGAAAUGUCCAAACAUAACAGGUUCUCGUAGUUUAGAAUGCGGUUGUGAUUUACCGCAUACAUUACGCUGCAACGGUGACCUACAUGGCUUAACAGUACUUGCUGAAAAUUUACGUGUUUCUCCAUAUUCCGUUUCUCUCCUGGAUUGUUCCCUACGCAAUGUUACGUUUUUGAGCGAUGCCAAAAUAUUUGAGGGAGUUUCACUGCACGGUUUAGUGAUUUCUUCAGGAGAAAUUAAACGUGUACAUAAAUAUGCUUUCUUGGGCAUCAAAGGACCCUUACAAGCUUUAGGUUUGCCAAGUAAUGCCUUAUUAAGCGUACCUUGGAGUUCGAUUUCAACACUUACAGCUCUAGAGCGUUUAGACUUAUCCACUAAUAGAAUCAAAGCACUUGGUACCUCAGAUUUUGCUGGUCUUAUUAAUCUUGUUUAUCUUGAAUUAAGUAACAAUCAAAUUACAAGCAUAUCCCAAAGAACAUUUUCAAAUUUGGCAAAAUUGGAAGUACUCAAAUUAGGUGGCAACCGAUUAGGUGAUUUUCCCACAAGUCUGAAAGCAUUAACUCAAUGCUUUAAUUUAAGGGAAUUGGACUUAACUGCCAAUAAUUUAAAUGGACCACUCUCCAGCACAACAAUACCUGGUUUACGUAAUUUAGAAAUACUUAAUUUAAAUCGUAAUCUUAUAAAGAGCAUACAAAAUAAAGCACUACAGAAUUUUUCACGGCUUACUAGCUUAUAUCUACGUCACAACCAAAUUGAUGUAUUACAGGAUCAUGCCUUCUAUGGCUUAGGUUCUUUACAGAAUUUGGACUUGAGUUAUAAUGGUAUUGUAGCCGUUUCAAGCGCUUCUCUACAACACUUAACGCGCCUAACUACGCUGGACCUUACACAUAACUUUUUAAGAGCACUUACAUCCGAUCUUAU
Messenger RNA from Teleopsis dalmanni, 1212 nucleotides. RefSeq names its product leucine-rich repeats and immunoglobulin-like domains protein 3. NCBI's taxonomy places the organism in Eukaryota, Metazoa, Arthropoda, Insecta, Diptera, Diopsidae. Gene Ontology annotation, molecular function: protein binding. The record is from RefSeq and is a predicted model, not a curated record.